AUGACACAAUCUAAAAUGAACUUUAAAACUAUAGAUGGUCAGAAAGAAGAUAAUGAAUUAGAUAAUUUUGCAACAGGGGCAGCUCUGACGAACGUCUUCGGCACUGGCAAGCUCCCCGCCAUCGACCCCACCAAGGACUACUCCCACAACCUCGCCACCCUCCUCGGCUUUGGGGAAAACCCCGCCUUCGUCGAGCUCCUCCGCCUCUACAUCACCAUCCACAGUGAUCACGAAGGUGGCAACGUCUCCGCCCACACCGGCAAGCUCGUCGGCUCUGCCCUCUCCGACCCCUUCCUCGCCUAUGCCGCCGCUCUCAACGGUCUCGCCGGCCCCCUCCACGGCCUUGCCAACCAGGAAGUUCUCGUCUGGCUCCGCAAGAUGCAGGCCAAGAUCGGCGACUCUCCCACCGACGAAGCCGUCAAGGAGUACAUCUGGUCCACCCUCAAGGCCGGCCAGGUCGUCCCCGGCUACGGCCACGCCGUCCUCCGCAAGACCGACCCCCGCUACACCGCUCAACGCGAGUUUGCUCUCAAGCACCUCCCCGACGACAAGAUGUUCAAGCUUGUUGGCCAGAUCUACAACCUUGUUCCUGAUAUCCUCCUUGAGGCUGGCAAGGCUAAGAACCCCUGGCCUAACGUCGAUGCUCACUCUGGUGUCCUCCUUACUCACUACGGCAUGGACCAGAUGCAGUUCUACACUGUCCUCUUUGGUGUCUCCCGUGCCUUCGGUGUUGCCGCUCAGCUCAUCUGGGACCGUGCUCUCGGUGCUCCUCUCGAGCGACCCAAGUCCUACUCCACCGCCGCCAUCCAAAAGAUGUUCGCCAACAAGGAUUAAGUUCCCUAGUCUUUGCUAACCGAGACUCGUUGGAGAAGGGGUGACCGACCACAUCUAUCACACAUCUACUUAGACCCUCCGUAGACAUUUAAUUUCCACACGUUAUAAUCUCUCAUAUGCCCCAGGCUACGGCAAUAUGCUUUAUCUUACGACCUUUCAUGAAAUAAGAUAAAGAUUUGCUAUGCUGUCC
Messenger RNA from Coprinopsis cinerea okayama7#130, 1024 nucleotides. RefSeq names its product citrate synthase. NCBI's taxonomy places the organism in Eukaryota, Fungi, Basidiomycota, Agaricomycetes, Agaricales, Psathyrellaceae. The record is from RefSeq and is a predicted model, not a curated record. The coding region runs from base 1 to 834 and encodes 277 amino acids. Gene Ontology annotation, biological process: tricarboxylic acid cycle; carbohydrate metabolic process. Gene Ontology annotation, cellular component: mitochondrial matrix. The transcript is spliced from 4 exons.